CAUUUGUCAUUAAUGUUAUUCGAUAUUGAUAACGUUGAUCGCUGAGCCAUGAACUGUCUGUAUACCUGUAAAGUAGUAACUUGUUUGUGUUGUUGUGUAAUAUUAUUAAAAAGAAAAUAGUCAUAACCUUAACGACAAAACAGUAUCGUAAUCAGAGCCGCAUAGUUUAAUGGUCUGCAUUUAUUUUUUGAUUUAAAAAAAAAUGCUGACUCAAAGACUCUUUUGGUAUCUUUCAAUAAUCAAAACAAAACAGCAAAUUAGAUAUUUAUCAUGUUGGUCAUGUGGAAAUAAUAUUACUACCAUGGUCUCAAAUCUUUUCUGUUCUAACUGCAAAGUCUUACAAAGACCUGAUAAAUCAGAAAACUACUUUAAGGUCCUUGGGGUCAAGGAAACAUAUGACCUAGAUGAAAGUGAACUAUCAAUGAAAUAUAAGGAAUUACAAAAAUAUCUACACCCAGACAAAUAUGCAAACAGAAAUAAGGAAGAACAAGAAAUAUCUGCACAGUAUUCUUCAUUAGUAAAUGAUGCUUACAAAACUCUGUUAGAACCAUUAACAAGAGGUAUAUAUAUGUUGCGAUUAAGAGGAAAAGAAAUACCUGAAAAUACUCAAUUAGACCAAGAAUUUUUAUUUAAAAUUAUGGAAAAGAAUGAAGAAGUAGAAAAUGCAGACACAGAAGAGGAAAUAAUGAGACUCGAUAAAGAAAAUAAAGCAGUAAUUAAAGACCUCCAAAAACAGCUGUCCACAGCAUUCUUUGAUGGUGAUCUGAAAAGAGUUUUACAUUUGUUGAGUCACAUGAAGUAUUACACAAGUAUUGAUAACCAAAUACAGACGGCAAUUCGAAAUAAAGGAAUUUUUAGAUGAAAAAUUAUUCAAUUUUUAUAUAUAUUAUUUAAAAAAAAAUUGUUGAUGUGUUUAUGUUACCAAAUAAAUAUAGUUAUUGAUUUC
Vanessa tameamea is the source of this 946-nucleotide messenger RNA. It is a transcript of the gene Hsc20, whose product is annotated as Heat shock protein cognate 20. Lineage: Eukaryota; Metazoa; Arthropoda; Insecta; Lepidoptera; Nymphalidae. The coding region runs from base 203 to 862 and encodes 219 amino acids. The transcript is spliced from 4 exons. Gene Ontology annotation, molecular function: protein-folding chaperone binding; ATPase activator activity. Gene Ontology annotation, biological process: [2Fe-2S] cluster assembly; protein complex oligomerization. Gene Ontology annotation, cellular component: mitochondrion. The record is from RefSeq and is a predicted model, not a curated record.